Macroventuria anomochaeta is the source of this 1080-nucleotide messenger RNA. Its product is annotated as ClpP/crotonase. The record is from RefSeq and is a predicted model, not a curated record. Lineage: Eukaryota; Fungi; Ascomycota; Dothideomycetes; Pleosporales; Didymellaceae. The coding region runs from base 173 to 1009 and encodes 278 amino acids. Gene Ontology annotation, cellular component: mitochondrion. The transcript is spliced from 4 exons. Gene Ontology annotation, molecular function: delta(3,5)-delta(2,4)-dienoyl-CoA isomerase activity.
UGUCAACGCAUAACAUUUGAUCGACAACUUGAAGUCCUGGCCACUACUCCAAUUUUCGUCUAGUCCUUACAUUGUAGCUUUGAAGAGAGACUUAGCCUAGUCUGAGAGGCACCAGAGGAAGAGAUCGGAGUUAUACGAUACUUGCGAAGAAGGAGCAAGGAACACCAUUAACAUGGCAGAAACAUACAAUUACGAGUUCUUCAAUGUCUCGUUUCCGGCUGAAUUUGUUGCACAUGUCGAGAUCAACAGACCGGAGAAGCUAAAUGCGUUCAAGGAGGUCAUGUGGCACAACCUUUCCGCCCUAUUCGACAAAUUAUCAGUAGACCCAAACGUCCGCGCUAUCGUCUACAGCGGCGCAGGCCGCGCCUUCACAGCCGGUCUGGACGUGCAAGCAGCCAGCGAAGGAGGAACUUUUGCUCCACCAACUGUCGACAGCGCGAGAAAAGCCAACGGUCUGCGAAGGCAUAUUCUGGAGUUCCAAGACUGCAUCACCAGCCUAGAAAAGUGCGAAAAGCCCGUGAUCUGUGUGAUGCACGGCAUCUCGUUCGGGCUGGCACUCGACAUGAGUCUAUCCUGCGACGUGAGGAUUAGCACGCAGGACACCAAGUUCAGCGUAAAGGAGGUCGACAUCGGGCUCGCAGCAGACAUCGGUACGCUCUCGCGGCUCCCCCAUGCGGUGGGGAAUAUGAGCUGGAUCAAAGACGUCGCACUGAGCGCACGCGUUUUCGGCUCUGAUGAGGCGCUGAGAGUCGGACUGGUGAGCAGGGUUGCGAAGGACAAAGAAGCCGGACUGAAAGAGGCGCUCGACCUCGCGACCCUGGUCGCCUCCAAGUCCCCCGUAGCCGUGCUCGGCACAAAGGAGAUCCUGAACUACUCUCGGGACAAGACGGUAGCGGAGGGACUUAACUACACCGCGGUGUGGAACGCGGCGAUGUUGCAGACGGAUGAUGUCAAGGAGGCAAUGCUGAGCGGGAUGCAGAAGCGGAAGGUUAAGUUUGCUAAGCUGUAGGCUCGGUCAGGGAGGGGCGUGGAAGUGGGGAGCUUGGAGGUGGAAGCAGGAAUGUAUUCACCUAGCACGUG